AUGCUUUAAAAUAUUGCUCACUUAAGAAAAAUGCCCUGCCUUCCCACUGAUGGCCCAGAUAAAAUUAAAACCGCCCUUCAGAUCUUUGCCUCCGUAAGAACAGAGUUACGCAACUCAGAAAGGAAAACUGUUUGAGGGAAAUCCAUCACCUCCCACCUGUUCGAAAAGAAUGGUAAAAAUUAAAGGCUGCUCGAGCGGUGUGGAUAAAUGCCAUCGAAGCUGUGCUCCAGCCAGAGAGGGGAACUGGAGAGCGCUCAGGUCAGUGCCCUGCGACCGCCUGGCCACGCUCGCACCUCCCCAUGUCCCGCGGCACGUCGAGCAUUUCACCUGUGCAAAAACGCCCGUGUCCUGCAUCCCGGCUGACAAAGCGAGCGCAUCCCUUCAAGGGGGCUGGCCAGCGCGGCGUUUGUUUACAGCCUCGCUGCAUUUCCAUGGAAACUCUUAAUUGUCAUACCGUGCCAGGCUGAAAUAACAGCCGCCAGGUACCGCACCGAGCAGCCUCCCGAAAUGCGCCCGCGCGGCGCCUCCAGCCCUGACCCCGGCAGCGGCGGGGCCACCAGCCACAACGGCGACCGGCGGCGGCGGCGGCAGCGUCCCGUCCCGGGGCCCGGCCCUCGGCCGCAGGCGAGCCCCGGCGCCUCCACCGCACCCGCCUAAGAUGCGCCGCCCGGCAGCCCGGGGGAUGCGCGCUUCUCCCCGCUCCCGGGGAGCCGCGCUCGCCUCUCCGCGGCCCGGGCCAGAGCUAUGAGUGCCCGCCUCGCUCCGCGCUCCGCACCCGCGCUGCGCACCGCGGCCCUUCCCGCCUACCACCACCGCAACCAUCACCGCCGCCCCGCAGACGCGCGCAGCAGGACUGUAAAAUGGAUUUAGGAUUCAAAGACCGUAACAACAGGACACCUACCAAGAACACCUCGGCUACUACAAAGAAUUUUUCUGCCUGGGAAGAUUAUAAGAGUAGCGUUGAUGACAUACAGUACUUUCUUAUUGGGCUGUACACACUGAUCAGUCUGGCCGGCUUUGUGGGAAAUCUGCUUAUACUAAUGGCUCUCCUAAAGCGCAAGCAGAAGACAAUAAUAAACAUUCUUAUCAGCAACCUGGCCUUUUCUGACAUCUUAGUUGUGCUGUUUUGUUCACCUUUCACACUGACAUCCGUCCUGCUUGACCAAUGGAUGUUUGGCACUAUCAUGUGUCAUGUAAUGCCCUUCCUCCAGUGCGCAUCAGUUCUAGUUUCAACUUUGAUGUUAAUAUCUAUUGCUGCAGUCAGGUACCGUAUGAUCAAAUAUCCCCUUUCUAGCAAUUUAACAGCCAAACAAGGCUAUUUCUUAAUAGUGACCGUUUGGGCCCUUGGCUUUGCCAUUUGCUCCCCUCUGCCAGUUUUCCACAGAAUUGUGGACCUCAGCAAAAUUCUGAAUUUAGAGGCACUGGAGAACAGGCUCCUGUGUAUUGAGUCGUGGCCUUCUGAUUCCUACAGAAUCGCCUUUACAAUAGCCUUAUUGUUCAUGCAGUAUAUAUUGCCGCUGGCCUGCUUAACCGCUAGUCACACCAGCGUCUGCAGGAGCAUAGGUUCCAGACUGUCAAACAAGGAAAGCAAGUUUGAAGAAAAGGAGAUGAUAAACCUAACGCUUCAUCCUUCUAAGAGUACUGGCAUGCAGGUGCAGCCCUCCGGCCGUUCCAGGUGGAGCUGCGCCUUCGGCAGAAAGCACCACAGAAGAUACAGUAAAAAGACUUCAAGUGUGGUGCCAGCUAUUUCAAGGCAUCAUCAGGGUACUCAUUCCAGAGGCCUCCCAGAAACCUCUGGCACAGAAAAAAGCCAGCUCUCUUCCUCCAGUAAAUUCAUCCCUGGGAUACCUAUCUGUUUUGAGAUGAAACCAGAAGAAAAUACAGAGAUCCAGGACAUGAUUACGGUAUCCCAAUCCGUCAUCAGAAUUAAGACAAGAUCUAGGAGAGUUUUUUGCAGACUGACAUUGCUAAUCCUAGUUUUUGGUUUCAGUUGGAUGCCUCUUCACCUUUUCCACAUUGUGACAGAUUUUAAUGCCACUCUCAUUUCUAACAGACAUUUCAAAUUAGUCUAUUGCAUAUGCCAUUUACUAGGUAUGAUGUCCUGCUGCUUGAAUCCCAUCCUCUACGGGUUCCUUAACAACAGCAUAAAAGCCGAUUUAAUGUCCCUUAUUCCAUGCUGCCAAAUACCGUGAUUUUAUGCGCCCCAAGAUAAAAUAAAACAAACAAGUUUGGCUUUCAAGUCUACUGAUGUGUAUAGCUGUAAAAGCUAAAUCAGUUUAGUUUAGUUUAGUUAGUCUGACUUGGUUGUGAUUAGUCGCAUUUCAUGCAAAUGGAUAGUUCUGCGUCUGCGUGUAUUUCUUGCAUUGGGCAGAAAUAUGUACAUAUAAUAUUCUUCUGUCUGUUACACAUAGGAAAUCAUGCCUGGUGUACAAACUCAGAAUUCCAUUUUCAUUACCUGAAAUAUUGGCAAUCUGUACUUUGGAAUUAAACAGAAUAUGUAAUGAGUAAUAAAUGUAAGACUACUUGGACAUAUCAGUAUUAACUGUCAUAAAACUACAAUAAAAU
Messenger RNA from Chroicocephalus ridibundus (black-headed gull), 2565 nucleotides. RefSeq names its product neuropeptide Y receptor Y5 (gene NPY5R). NCBI's taxonomy places the organism in Eukaryota, Metazoa, Chordata, Aves, Charadriiformes, Laridae. Gene Ontology annotation, cellular component: plasma membrane; neuron projection. The coding region runs from base 861 to 2192 and encodes 443 amino acids. The transcript is spliced from 2 exons. The record is from RefSeq and is a predicted model, not a curated record. Gene Ontology annotation, molecular function: neuropeptide binding; peptide YY receptor activity; pancreatic polypeptide receptor activity. Gene Ontology annotation, biological process: G protein-coupled receptor signaling pathway; chemical synaptic transmission.